This is a messenger RNA of Malurus melanocephalus (red-backed fairy wren), 3274 nucleotides long. RefSeq names its product piwi like RNA-mediated gene silencing 1 (gene PIWIL1). Lineage: Eukaryota; Metazoa; Chordata; Aves; Passeriformes; Maluridae. Gene Ontology annotation, cellular component: P granule. Gene Ontology annotation, molecular function: protein binding; piRNA binding. Bases 87 to 2729 code for a protein of 880 amino acids. Gene Ontology annotation, biological process: regulatory ncRNA-mediated gene silencing. The record is from RefSeq and is a predicted model, not a curated record. The transcript is spliced from 21 exons.
CUGGCCUGCGACAGUGGCGGCAGCUCCCGCGGGGACACAAUCGUGCCGGGGCCCGGGGAAGGCGGCCUGCUGUCUGCAGCCGGAAGAUGACGGGAAGAGCUAGAGCCAGAGGAAGACCUCCCAGACAGGCAUCUGCUCCUCCUWCUGUAGGAGAUGCACCUGUGCAGCAGAGUGUGCCCAGCCAGCUGCGCGGCCGCCGGCAGCCCCAGCAGCUCCAGCAGCUCCAUGUCCCUCCAGCACAGGCAGAGGAGCCUGGGGGCCAUGGGCACCUGCGCAGCUUUGACACUGCUCUGCAGGAGAGAAGGCCGGAAGGGCAGGCYGAAAAAUUCGGCGUCCACAAGAGAUUACARGUUUCUUCAGGACUCCAGGAUUUGUCUUUAAGAGAUAGGGGUGGACGUCGUAGAGAUUUCCAUGACCUUGGGGUGAAUACUCGGCAAGCCAUGGUACAUGUUCAAGCRUCCAAAACUGGUUCUUCAGGAAGAAUGAUCAAACUGACCACCAAUCACUUCCGCCUGACAUCGCGCCCGCAGUGGGCUCUGUACCAGUACCACGUUGGCUACAGCCCUGAGAUGGAAUCGCGGCGCCUGCGCUCCGCUCUGCUCUUCCAGCACGAGGAGCACAUUGGRAAGACCCAUGCCUUUGAUGGCUCAAUAUUAUUCUUGCCAAAAAAAUUAGAGAAUAAGGUUACUGAACUGUUUAGUAGGACUCGAAAUGGGGAGGAUGUGAAGAUAACAGUUACAUUGACUAAUGAGUUGCCACCUACUUCACCUACUUGUCUGCAAUUUUACAACAUCAUUUUUAGAAGGCUUUUGAAGAUGCUGAAUUUGCAGCAGAUUGGACGUAAUUAUUACAACCCCAGYGAUCCAGUCAGCAUCCCUAAUCACAGGCUGAUGGUGUGGCUGGGCUUCACAAGUUCCAUCCUCCAGUAUGAGGAGAACAUCAUGUUGUGUGCAGAUGUGAGCCAUAAGGUUCUUCGUGGGGAGACCGUGUUGGAUACAAUGCACAGCCUUCACUCCCAGGUUGGAGAGGAAAGAUUCAGGGACACCUGUGCUAAAGAGCUGAUUGGUCUCAUUGUUCUUACAAAGUACAAUAACAGAACAUACAGAAUUGAUGACAUCGACUGGGAUAACAAUCCAAAGAGUACCUUUAGAAAAUCAGAUGGUUCUGAGAUAAGCUUUGUGGAGUACUACAAAAAGCAAUACAACAUAGAAAUUAGUGAUUGGAUGCAGCCUGUCUUGAUGAGUCAGAUGAAGAGGAUUAGAGGGAACAUACAAGGAACUGUGGCUCUGAUUCCAGAGCUCUGCUCCCUWACAGGAUURACUGACAAGAUGCGCAGUGAUUUCAGUAUGAUGAAAGACUUGGCCAUUCACACACGGCUGCCCCCUGAGCAAAGGCAGAGGGAGAUUGGGAGGCUUCUGAACUACAUCCAAAAAGAUGACAAUGUUCAGAAGGAGCUCCGAAACUGGGGUUUAAGCUUUGAUUAUAAAUCAGUGUCCUUUACAGGAAGAGUUGUUCAAGGAGAAAAGAUCUUUCAAUCAGGAAACAUGUUUGAUUACAACCCUCAGUUUGCUGACUGGACCAAGGAGACGCGGGGCGUGCCCUUGAUCCGCGCGGUGCCCGUGGACAGCUGGCUGCUCAUCUACACCCGCCGCAACUACGACGUGGCCAACACCCUCCUGCAGAGCCUCUUCAAGGUCACCCCAUCCAUGGGCAUCAGGAUGAGUAAGCCAAACAUGAUUGAAGUAGAUGAUAGAACAGAGGCGUAUUUAAGGGUUUUACAGCAAAGGGUUACCCCUGACAUAAACAUAGUAGUUUGUAUUCUGUCUAGUUCACGAAAGGAUAAAUAUGAUGCCAUCAAGAAAUACUUGUGUACAGACUGUCCUGUCCCCAGUCAGUGUGUGCUUGCUCGCACUUUGAGCAAACCACAGACAAUAAUGACUGUGGCAACAAAAAUUGCCCUGCAAAUGAACUGUAAAAUGGGUGGAGAACUCUGGAGUGUUGAGAUCCCACUGAAGCAGGUGAUGAUUGUGGGCAUUGAUUGUUACCAUGACACUGUCUCUGGAAAGCAGUCCAUUGCGGGGUUUGUCGCCAGCCUGAAUCAAACUGUGACACGAUGGUUCUCCCGCUGCGUUGUUCAGAGUCGUGGGCAAGAACUUGUGGAUGGAAUCAAAGCCUGUUUGCAAACUGCCCUAAGAAACUGGUCCAAGUGGAAUAAGUGUUUGCCCUCUCGUAUUUUUGUGUAUCGUGAUGGUGUUGGAGAUGGACAACUCAAUACUUUGGUUAAUUAUGAAGUGCCUCAAUUUCUGGAUUGCUUGAAGAGUAUUGGUACUGACUACAGUCCRAGACUUACUGUGAUUGUAGUGAAGAAACGAGUGGGUGCCAGGUUCUUUGCUGAGAUGGGUGGAGGACUGAAAAACCCACCCCCUGGGACUGUUGUUGAUACUGUGGUUACCAGACCCGAGUGGUACGAUUUCUUUAUUGUGAGCCAGACAGUGAAGAAUGGCUGUGUUGCACCAACUCAUUACAAUGUGAUUUAUGACACCAGCCAGCUGAAACCAGACCACGUGCAGCGYUUAACCUACAAACUCUGCCACAUGUACUACAACUGGUCGGGUAUUAUCAGAGUACCUGCUCCUUGCCAAUAUGCUCAUAAAUUGGCUUUCCUUGUYGGUCAGAGUAUUCACAGAGAACCAAAUCUGAUGCUUUCAGACAGACUGUACUAUCUUUGAAGUUGAGUUACCAGCCAAACAAGUGUAGUUCCUCUCUAGGGAAUGUAGAAUUGUCUGGGCUUUUAGUUUAUAUUUGGUUUUUUGUAAGAGAUGUGCACAGGAUAUGUGCACUUAUGCAGCUUACUUUCUUUGUACCACAGAAAAGCUUGAGAUCUGCAUUUUUAACAGCUUGGUAGARGUAACCAUGCAAAUGAGUUCUGAUACUUAUUUAUUAAUUAUCAGUAAGUAUCACAGUUUUUGUCAUCUUCACAAAAGUUUAUUGGUUGUUCUCAUUUACGUUUUGGGAAGUCUUACUUCUUGCAUGAAAUAGAGUUAUGCAGACCAAAAUCAAAGCUUUUCCAGCUGGCACAUUAACCCUUCUAAUUUUCAAAAUGCUUCAAUAUUGUUGAUUCCUUGUUUUUGUUGGCUGUUAAAAUGAGGGCAGAAUUUUGUCUCCUGAACUGUCAUACCUUAAGAGGAGGCAAUCAGGCGUUGUUGGUUAGCAGGGCUUUGUUUUAAGGCUGCAGAGUGAUGCAAAACCUCUGGAAGGGUUUGUAACAGUUGUU